CUGACGUCACAUCCAUUCCCACAAUGCCAUAGUAACACGACUGCGCACUCGCGCUCGUGGACGCGCACCAGCAGACAGCCCAUCACACACAGAGCGAACAUGGCGGGCGCCUCCGACCCUCUGGAAGACAUGCUCUUCUCCGAGGUGGACGAGAAAGCCGUGAGUGAUCUGGUGGGCUCGCUGGAGUCUCAGCUGGGGGGCCAGAGCGAGCCGCCCGCCGCGCAGCCCGAGAACGCGCGCCCGGGCAGCGCGAAGCAGCAGCAGGCAGGAGGAACAGCGCAGCUGCCUGCUCCUGUAGACUCUCCAUCAGAACCACAACAACAAGCACAGCAGCAGCAGAACGCACGGAAAGCUGCGCGCAACCCGGAUUCCGACCCGAAAGACGCCAGCACGGAUAAGCAUUCCAAAGCCUUGGAGAAGGAGAGCCCUCUGAAGUCGCACGGCAGCAUCAUCAUCAUCACUACAGCAGCAGCAGCAGCAGCAGCAUCCGAUGCUCCUGCACCCGGCAACAAAGGUGAGAGCCCGAGGGACACCCGCAAGAAGCACCCGGGGAAUACGCGCGCGCUGCGCUCCGCAGCAUCCCACAGUCUCAACGGCAACGGAGGCGACGCAGCAUCAGCAUCACCCAGCACCUCCAGCCCGGGCAGCGCGACUUUUACCGUGUCCAGUAACCCGCAGGCGAUCACGCUGGACCGCGGGACGCCCACCAUCGCGCUGCACCGACUCCCGCGUCACAUUAUCGCCAGCAUCGCGCAGAAUGGAAACGGCACGUCCGUGUCAGCGCUGGUCCAGCAGGGCGCGCGGAUCGGAGCGGCGGGCGCGCAGGUCAACCACAGCAAACCACCCACGGACGCGAACAACGCGAAACCCGCGGCGACCUCUGCGCCUCCCACCGCGGCCACAGCAGCUCCCGUCAAACCCGCUGUCAGUGUCAGUGCGGCUCCGGUCAUCAGACCUGCGCAGACGCAGACGCAGACGCCAGCGCAGCAGAGGGUCGUAACGCCGCAGCUGAUUGUCAGACCACCGCAGCAACAAACUACAAUACAGCUGCCGCCCGGAUUCACCAUCCCUCCAGGGAUGGUGCUGGUCCGGACGGAGAUGGGUCAGCUGGUGAUGGUUCCUCAGCAGGCUCUGGCUCAAGCUCAGGCCCAGAACAGCAUCUCACCGCGGCCCUCCACACCCACCAGCGGGGCCACAUUCAGGGUCACGACCCCACAGUCUCCUGUUAGCACUCAGGCGAUUCGUCCCGCUCCUGCGGCUCAAACCAAACCGGUCCAGUCGAGUUCAGCGAGCGCCGCGGCCCAAACCUGCACCGCUAAGGGCCCCGUGGCAGCCGCUGUGGCAGUGACAGCUCCCCAGCAGGUCCAGCCGGCCUCGGGCCCCCAGGGGCCCCUCACUCAGAUGCCACUGGCCCCACAGAGCGCAGCCGCCCCGGCCCCUGGAGCUCCGCUCGUCUCCCAGGAGAUGCAGGAGAACGUGAAGAAGUGCAAGAACUUCUUGGCCACGUUGAUCAAGUUGGCAUCCCAUAAUUCCCCUUCCCCAGAGACGUCUCGAAACGUGAAAGCGCUGGUGCAGGAUUUACUGGAUGCAAAGAUCGAUCCGGAGGAGUUCACCAGCCGGCUGCAGUCCGAGCUGAAGUCGUCUCCGCAGCCGUACCUCGUCCCUUUCCUGAAGAAAAGUCUCCCUGCGUUGCGUCUGUCUCUUCUGAACAGCCAGCAGUCUCUCGCUCAGCCUCCGCAGCCCAAUAAAACCAGUGUGACUCCGGUUCAGACGAGUGUGAGCGUGCGUCCACACCUGCCCAACAGCACCACUGUACUGCCACAAGGUAUCAAGAGGGCAGUGGGUCCUGGAGGUCAGAUCCGGAUGCCUGUGGUCAUCACACAGACGGUGCGAGCAACAGGUACUUUAGGGAAGCCUGCGGUUAUCCAGACGGGCAAAAGCCCUGCGGGCGUCACCACACAGCUCUCAGGAAACCAGAAGAACAAGCUGAAUGACCCGGGGGGAGGCUCCUUCAGAGACGAUGAUGACAUCAAUGAUGUGGCGUCUAUGGCCGGCGUGAACCUCAACGAGGAGAGCGCACGGAUUCUAGCGACCAACUCUGAUCUGGUGGGAACGCAGAUCCGCUCCUGUAAAGACGAGGCCUUUCUGUCUACAGGUCUGCUACACCGGCGUAUACUGGAAACAGCGAAGAGGUUCGGAGUGACGGACGUACCGCUGGAGGCUGUGAACUUCAUCUCUCACGCCACUCAGUCCAGAUUACGCACGGUGCUGGAGAAAGUCUCCUCCAUCGCCCAGCACAGAAUGGACUCGUCUAAGGAAGAUGAGGGGUACGAGCAGGCGUCUGAUGUGCGCUCACAGCUCAAGUUUUUCGAGCAGUUGGAACGGAUGGAGAAGCAGAGGAAAGAUGAGCGAGAACGAGAGAUUCUCCUCAGAGCGGCGAAGAGUCGCUCGCGGCAAGAAGAUCCAGAACAAGCCCGUCUGAAGCAGAAAGCAAAGGAGAUGCAGCAGCAGGAACUCGCUCAGAUGAGACAACGAGACGCAAACCUGACGGCGCUCGCCGCCAUCGGCCCUCGGAAGAAACGCAAGGUGGACUCGCCAGGAGCUACAGCGACUGAGGUGUCGGGAAGUUCGGCAGGUUCCCCGGGCGGAUCGUCAGCCCCGUGCUGCUCGUCACGGCAGUUUAACCGCCAGAGAAUAACACGCGUCAACCUCAGGGACUUCAUCUUCUACAUGGAGCAGGAGCGAGAGACCAGCAGAUCUCUCUUACUGUACCGCGCUCUCCUGAAGUAGCCAACGCUGAGCGAAUGCUGAGCCAAUCAGCAGCCAAACCACCCGAGCAGCGAUCGACUUCCCCUCAGCCCUGCGACGUGCCUUCAGCCCGUUCACCGCGUCUGUGUCUGUGAGCUCGUGAUGUCUGCGUUGCUUUUGAUAGAAAAGCUCUGAAAAGAGAGAGAGAGAAAAAAAAACAAGAUGUGCUUUAUGUUUCCUGUUUUCUCCUCAGCGUUACUAGCUAAACUGUAUUUAUGAUAGUGAAUUUUAAGGCUUGUCUUUCUGGCUUUGAGCCGAGGAGUGUUUGUUUGUUUGUUUGUGUAUGAAUGAAUCUGACACUGUAAAUACCACUUUCUUCAUCAGUAUUUUAGUCUAAAAAUCCCCCGAAAAGAGAUGGCUAUGAAUUAAGAAUUAAUUCUAUUGUUUUAUUAAUGUGUUCCCUUAUCGUGAACAUGGUUUGUUAUAUUCAACGCCUUCAUUUUAGUGAAUCAUGACCACAUUGUCCAAAUUUUUUCCAAAUCAGUACAAAUUAGGGAACAAAUUAGUAUAAAUUCGCAGCAGUUUACUAAAACAAAGGAACAGAUACUGUAUGUACAGAAAGGUCACAAUUUACUGAAACGAGGGAAUUAAUUAAUAAAAAAUAGCAACGAUUUACUAAAAUUAGGGAAUUCAUUGGUACAAAAAGGAAACGAUUUACUGAAAUAAGGGUAGAGAAUUAAUAAAAAUGUGCACUUGUUUACUUAUAAGAGGGAAUUAAAAAACGAGAGAAUUAAAUAAUAAAAAUUAGCUACAAUAAAAAAACGAGAUAAUACAAAACGAGAUAAUUCAUACAAAUUGGUCCCAAUUUACUAAAAUGAUGCGACAAAUUAAUAAAAUUUGCAAUGAUUUACUAAAAUGGGGGAACGAUUUAAUAAAAAUUCGCAAUGAUUUACUAAAUCUAGGGAACAAAUUAAUAAAAAUUUGCAAAGAUUUACUAAAACGAGUUAACAAAUUAAUAAAAAUUGGCAAUGAUUUACUAAAUCUAGGGAACGAAUUAAUAAAAAUUUGCAAAGAUUUACUAAAACGAGUUAACGAAUAAAUAAAAAUUCGCAAUGAUUUACUAAAUCUAGGGAACAAAUUAAUAAAAAUUUGCAAAGAUUUACUAAAACGAGUAAACGAAUUAAUAAAAAUUUGCAAAGAUUUACUAAAACGAGGCAACGAAUUAAUAAAAAUUUGCAAAGAUUUACUAAAACGAGGCAACGAAUUAAUAAAAAUUGGCAAUGAUUUACUAAAACGAGUAAACGAAUUAAUAAAAAUUUGCAAAGAUUUACUAAAUCUAGGGAACGAAUUAAUAAAAAUUUGCAAAGAUUUACUAAAACGAGGCAACGAAUUAAUAAAAAUUGGCAAUGAUUUACUAAAACGAGGGAACGAUUUAAUAAAAAUUUGCAAAGAUUUACUAAAACGAGUUAACGAAUAAAUAAAAAUACGCAAUGAUUUACUAAAUCUAGGGAACAAAUUAAUAAAAAUUUGCAAAGAUUUACUAAAACGAGGCAACGAAUUAAUAAAAAUUUGCAAAGAUUUACUAAAACGAGGCAACGAAUUAAUAAAAAUUUGCAAAGAUUUACUAAAACGAGGCAGCGAAUUAAUAAAAAUUGGCAAUGAUUUACUAAAACGAGUAAACGAAUUAAUAAAAAUUUGCAAAGAUUUACUAAAACGAGGCAACGAAUUAAUAAAAAUUUGCAAAGAUUUACUAAAACGAGGCAACGAAUUAAUAAAAAUUUGCAAAGAUUUACUAAAACGAGGCAACGAAUUAAUAAAAAUUUGCAAAGAUUUACUAAAACGAGGCAACGAAUUAAUAAAAAUUGGCAAUGAUUUACUAAAACGAGGGAACGAUUUAAUAAAAUUUCGCAAUGAUUUACUAAAACGAGGGAAAGAAAUUAAUACAAAUUUGCAUUAAUUUACUAAAACGAGGGAACGAUUUAAUAAAAAUGUGCAAUGAUUUACUAAAACGAGGGAAUGAAUUAAAAAUAUUUGCAAUGAUUUACUAAAACGAGGGAAUUAAUUAAUAAAAAUUACCAAUGUUUAACUAAAAUAAGGAAAAUAAUUCAUUAACAUUGGCUACAGUUUACUAAAACAAAAUAAUUAACACAAAUUGGUCACAAUUUACUAAAUCAAGGGUAAAAAUUAGCAAAGAUUCACUAAAAAUGAGGGAAUGAAUUUAUACAAAUUUCCAAUGAUUUUCUAAAAUUAGGAAAAAAAUUAAAUAAAAAUUUGCAACAAUUUACUUAAAUGAGAGAAUUAAUUAAUACAAAUUUUUCACAAUUUACUAAAACAAGGGAAAUAAUAAAAAAUUAGCAACGAUUUAUUCAAAUGAGAGAUUUAAUUAGUAUAAAAUAAACCUCAAAUUCUCAGUUUUUUUUCUUGUUUUUAAAAUAAGCUUCACUACAUUUUCUUUAUGCUUUGAACAAGAAUAUGAUAAUAUUUCAUGCAUUUUCACGGUUUUUGCUGUGAUAUAUUUCAGUAUUUUCAGUGUCAGAAAUCCUGAUGAAGUGAGUGUUUUCUCACGGUGCAGAUGUAUAUUUAACACCGAGCGCUUACAGUGACGAUCUACGGGACGAAACGCCUGGAAGUGAUCAAUGCAGUUUUCUGUUAAAGAUUCGCGUCUCAUGCAAACUUUCCCAAGCAUCAUCAUCAUCAUCAUAAUCAUCUUCAUCAGUGUCCAGCCAAUCACAGUAUUCAAAACCUCAUCAAAAACUGACAAAAAAACUCUUUUUCAAAAGGCGAGUCUCAAUGUAAAUAGACUUUUUUUUUAUGAAUAUUGUUUUUAACAGCAUGUGGAAAUAAUUCCAGCUUCUGUCUGUCAUUGUGAUUCACGUAGCUUUAAUAUUUGUCCACGAGGAGCACGAAUCCCGUGUUUUCUCGAAAUCAGGCCAGCAGAUCCGAGCUAUAGCAAUACAGCCACAUCAACACAUCGUCUGAACGUCAAUCAAUCAAUCAUUGAGAAAAGAAGAACCAACCCCAAAAGAUCCUGGGUUUCUCAUCUCACAAACACGAUCAGAACUGAAAGCAGCAGUAGAUUAUAAAGGCAAACAGUUUAGAAUAACAUGCACUGAUAAAUCAAUGUAUUAUGAAGGUAUUAGAAAUUGAUUUUGAAUUCAUUUUUGAUUAUAAAACUGGAUUUCACUGCCCUCGACUGUGUUUAUUUUUCUUAUCGUUAUUAAGUUAUUGUUGUCAGUCGUUCAUGUAUCAUUCGUGAGCUCACUUCCAAGGACGAACUCGAAUCCCGUAAGCAUUUAUUUUGGCGAGGGUUCGCCGUACAUGAUGUCACGAGAGGUCAAGUUCGGUGACCUCUCUUCACUCGGAUCCUCUCGCUCUUCUAUGCACCGUGAAUCCCGUUGCUUUGCGGUUUGUGUGAAACUCAACUCACAUGUCCGGGAAAUUUCCCUUUUGGACCUAUUUAUAUUUUCUGGUUGUUAUCCACGUUUUCAGGCAAACUGCUUCAUUCCCCGACUGUCCCAUUUGAAACAAGCACAAAUCUAUUUGUUUGGGUUGUUCUUCUGUUUUCUGUUUUCCGCUGGAGGCUCUUUCUAUACGCUUUGUAGCCGAAAUAUUAUUAGGACUCUCUUCAUAUUGUAUUACUGACGUGCCCAGCUGGAAUUCAAUGUUUCGAUCUAUGGAUAAUUUGUAUAUAUUGUUUACAAGACGUUGUGUUUAUCAGAACUCUUAUUUUUGGUAAAUUCUGUACAUAUCCUGAAAUAUUUCUGUUUGUGUGAACAUACUUCUGUAUUUGUACCUAUUUUGUAAAGGAAUUAAAAAGCUGUUUACUA
This is a messenger RNA of Carassius gibelio (silver crucian carp), 6575 nucleotides long. RefSeq names its product transcription initiation factor TFIID subunit 4. Gene Ontology annotation, molecular function: RNA polymerase II general transcription initiation factor activity; DNA binding; protein heterodimerization activity. Gene Ontology annotation, biological process: transcription initiation at RNA polymerase II promoter; DNA-templated transcription. The record is from RefSeq and is a predicted model, not a curated record. The transcript is spliced from 15 exons. Lineage: Eukaryota; Metazoa; Chordata; Actinopteri; Cypriniformes; Cyprinidae. Bases 100 to 2790 code for a protein of 896 amino acids. Gene Ontology annotation, cellular component: transcription factor TFIID complex.